This is a messenger RNA of Armigeres subalbatus, 3403 nucleotides long. RefSeq names its product homeobox protein homothorax-like. NCBI's taxonomy places the organism in Eukaryota, Metazoa, Arthropoda, Insecta, Diptera, Culicidae. Gene Ontology annotation, biological process: embryonic pattern specification; eye development; animal organ morphogenesis. Gene Ontology annotation, molecular function: DNA-binding transcription activator activity, RNA polymerase II-specific; RNA polymerase II cis-regulatory region sequence-specific DNA binding. Bases 1 to 702 code for a protein of 233 amino acids. The record is from RefSeq and is a predicted model, not a curated record. The transcript has 9 exons.
AUGACCCAUUCGGCCAAACGACCCAUACGGGUAACGGAGGCGUCGAUGUCGGCGAGGACGAACGGUAAGCCCCAUCAUUCUUUGGAAAAAAUACUCCUGGUCACAUUGUGUAAUUAUCAGGCAGCAAACGGCCGAUGGUGUUCGAGGCGAGACUGGUCAUCACCUCCCGAUUCCCGAGUAGACGCGAAUAGGCGGGUACUAUAUUCCUCAGUCUUCCUUGGUAGUCCUGUUGCGGUUGACUUUACAUCAACAAGUAUUCAGGGUGAUGCGAGUAAUACGAGUAUCGGAAGUGGGGAAGGCACGGGGGAGGAGGAUGACGAUUCCAACGGUAAAAAGAACCAGAAAAAGCGUGGUAUAUUUCCUAAGGUGGCAACUAAUAUUCUAAGAGCGUGGCUGUUUCAACAUCUAACGCACCCCUACCCCUCUGAAGACCAGAAAAAGCAGUUAGCGCAGGAUACAGGUUUAACGAUAUUACAAGUUAAUAACUGGUUUAUUAACGCUAGGCGGAGAAUAGUACAACCAAUGAUAGAUCAAUCGAAUAGAGCAGUAUACACCCACCCAGGACCGUCGGGCGGUUAUCCGGACGCAAUGAGCUACAUGAUGGACGGUCAGGCGCAGAUGAUGCACCGACCGCCAGGCGACCCUACCUUCCAUCAAGGGUACCAUUAUCCACCAGCGGAGUAUUAUCCUCACCAUUUGUAAUAAAUGGCAGCUAUUUAAGUGAUUACUUUAGUUAAUUGUGUAAAGAAAAUUAUCUCGCACACACAUCACAUACGAUUAAAUAAGCGAUGAAAACCUAGAGGCGACCGCUUCCCAGUGAACAUAAUUACUCUAUUUAUACAAUGACAAACAAUGUGGCCAUCUAGAAGAACCAAAAAGCAAGGCAACAUGCAUGCAAAGAAUGUUGUUCAAAAGUAGUUCAAUAUCAUCAUCUUCGAAGCAACACAGCCGCUACAAUAGAGAAGCGCAGCGUCUUUGGCAUCUGGGAAACGAAUGAAAUGAGGAGGAAAAUCGUACCUAUCUACACCCACCACCACCUUCCCCUGGCACAUACCGAGGAUCAACGAAUCACUUCAAGGUUCAUCACCAUCCGGCUUGCCUAAGAUUCCACUUGGCUAUUUACUUCCGAUGAACCUUCACAAAUGUUGUAGUCUUAUUUCAUCCCAGAAUGUUUUUUUUCCUUCAUUUUGUAUACUUACAAUAUCAACCAAACACUUAUAGUAGUAACCUACCGAAUAUUUAUUUGUUACGUUUUUGUAAAUAUUUUCCAAUAAGUCAGUGCACACAAACUCAUUGUAUAAUUCGUUGCAACAUUAACAGAGGAAUUAUUUAUGAAACAACAAUCAUAACAAUAUCGGCAAUGUUGUAAUCCCAUAUUUCUUAACUUGAUUCUAGGGCCGAACGAUUAAAAAAGUGUUCAAUAGUCAAAAUGGUCAGUUUUCAAAUCAGUACUUUCAAUGAAAAACAAGCAGAAACAUGAGAAUUAGAACAACAAUGGCGCAGCAAACAUUCAUGCAAGUGAUGGUUUUCCUUGAUAACUUGGUAAUGGUUAUAUUCACAGCACUUUACGACCUACGAUCGCAUAUUUGUAACAUUUGCAUCUGUGCCUAUUUUGAGUCAAGUUCUGGAACCGUUUUCAAACAUUUGAUACCUUUAGCUGAUUGAAUAAAAAAAUGAAAAAAAUGGUAUGUUCUACGGUUCUGCCCCAUAACCCGAAUGGGACACUUUCCCGAAGACCAUUUUUCAAAAUUCAUUCGGUAUGAUUUUAGAGCUAAUUCGACGUAGGCAUCAUUCGAGGUAAUGAAAAUGGGGUAAUAUUAUAUGAACUCUUGCUCUACAUAAUCAGAUGAAAAAAAAUCAAAAGCAUAUUUCUCACAUUGGAAAAUUUAGUCGCUGGUACGACAGGUUUCUUGAGGAUAAUUUAACACAAUUACAGCAUAGGAUUUUAGAGUUCUUCCAAACCAUUGAGCCCGAUGCGCAUGUAGCGUCUUUUCAGCGGCGCGUUAAAAUUUGAAUUUUUUAUUUAAACUGAUUUUAAUAUAAACGAAAACUAUUAUUGUUAGAGUGGUUCUCUUCCAUCUAUCGCGUUUGGCUUUGUACAUUCUUUGAACAUCGGAAUAUCUAAUAUCCAAUUUUGAGAAAGUGUAAACUUUGAAUACCCCCGUCAAUGUUAAAACCUGCUCAAUGCUUCCAUUUUUCUUACAGCUUUCAUUACGAACUUUGAGCUUCAUUUCUUGAAUACAUACACCCAGCCAGCAACUGUUAGAAUUUCUAACUAUCCUGUAUAAGAACUGGGCAUAUGUGAAAUUGUUAAAUUCUUAUACAAAACAAGUAAGCUCACAAACAAAUACUGUAAGAAAAGCUUACAAAAUUGUAAAGUCACAAUAUGUAUGAAAAUCGAGCAUUUUCGCAUAUGCCCAGGUCUUAUAUAGGUUUUCAUAUACAGAACUGUUUGAAAAUCUAACAAUCACCGGUUGGGUGUACUUAUGUCUUUAGUUACAAAUAUGAUGAUCACGGGUCAAAAAUGCAACAGCUCUAAAGCAAAACAAAAUUGUUUCAAAAUCAACCCAGAACUUCAAAUAUAUAUAAUGUUCAUUGUCACGAAUUUUCGAAAUAGAUUUGUGACAGAAAAUUAUAACCGAAUUUGUUAUAUCUCUAGAUUUUAUUAUCUUUGUAUGUGUUUUGAAAUGAUAACAAAGCCUCAUUUAUAAAGACUUCGUUCAAGAAACCGAUAGUAUGAUUUGUUACAGCAAUCUGAUCAACCAUUACAAGAUAUUUCCAUCGCCACUGAUGUUCUAAUACCUUUCGUUACACCUUUUAGAGCACAUAAACACAGAAGCAAUACUAUGUAUGCAAGACGAAAACCAGGAAGCCAUCAAUUUGAAAGAUAGCAAACUAUUUGGAAAUGACUGACAUUGACUGAAACUAUGAAAAACAUAAUUUUCAACGGGAUUAGGACUUUUUUGUGUAAAAUCAAUUUGAACACGUACUGCUGUUCAAAGCAGAUUCCUCUAGGUUAUUUUCUGCAAUAUCUGUGAAACUGCGCUAAUGAUCCACCAAUGUAUUAGGAAAUCAAGAAUAUAUCAAAAUUUAUGCCUGAAUCAUCUAAUUGGACAAAUUUGCGAUAGCCGGCAUUGUGGAAAAAUAAUAUGGUUCAAUUAUGAGGAACGGAGGGAAGGCGUUACCAAAUUUUGAACAGAGGGUCUACCUGCAAAUUUGUAUACUUGCAAUGAACAUCAAACGCAUAUACGAUCAUCGAAAUGAACCUACGCUAAGUAAGAAGCAUAAAUAGGAUUGCUUUCUUAACAGUUUAAAUUGUUGGGAACUUGAACAAAUUUUAUUUCAUAAACAGCUCAAACAUAUUACACAAAUUCUGAAACGCUGAAUCGGAGGACGUAUGGCC